AUGGUUCGUGUUCCGACUUCAAAGGCUUGCAACACCUGCAGAGAGAGAAAGAAAGGGUGUGAUAGAAGAACUCCAGCAUGUGGGCAAUGUAUCCUGGCUGGAUUUGAAUGUGGAGGAUACACUCGCGAUCACCUGUUCGUCCAUGCCAAAGUGACGAAUGGCCGAAAUAAGGCAAUAUACACCAAGAAAGCUCCACAGGGAGACAUUACUCUCCAUCCAUCACUUGAAUCGAAGGCCAGGGAUGAAAAGUACCUCGGCCUCUACUGGUCUGCUCUUCUACCCGGUUCCCGGACGCUUUCACCAGACGCUCUAGAAUUUUCGACAGGGGGGUGGACAACUGUAGCCGGCCAACUGUGUGGAUCGGAAAAUACACUACGGCAGGCAAUCCUGGCCACAAGCUUGUCGAUGCUAGGCGACCGGGAUAACAACGCCACUCUCAAGCUGAAUGGUCUUCAGACAUACACGAGGGCUGUCCAAUCUAUGGUGACCGCUAUCCGAAAUUCCCGCCAAGGAAAUACGGAUGGGCUGCUUGCAGCGGUCCGCUUUAUGAUUUACUUUGAGAUUUUUUUCAGCUCAGAAGGGAGUAAAUAUCGCCAAAUGGGAAGCUUAGGGAAAGUUAAAGGCUGGGAGGGUCAUAAAAAUGGCGAGAUCGCGCUCUACACGUCGAGAGGUGCAGAUUCCUUGAGAACAGGUUUUGGACAUCAAUUAUUUGUUGAUGGCAGAUUGCAUACUUUGUACGAGUCCAUAACACAACGAAAGGCGUCUCCAUUUAGCACAUUCGAAUGGAAAUCAGUUCCUUGGGAGGUUGAACCCAAAACGGUCAAAGAUCUCAUGGUGGACUUCAUGACUGAUAUCCCUGGCUUGCUUGAGGAUCUCGACUAUCUGAGAUCAAACUAUAGCGAGGCCCUAAGGCAAGAGCUUCUUGAUAAAUGCACCCGAAUUGAAGCCGAGAUUGCGGAAUGGGAAGAUAUAAUCGGGCCGCCACUGCAAAUGUAUGAUUACGAUUUCGCAGAUGGACCGGUAUCGCUACCAACAACCGACAAAGGCUUCGCAAUCCUGCAUCUCUCCCAGUUCUAUUGGUCUGCAUGCUUGCUGCUAUAUUCUACAAUAUGGUUUACUCAAACCAUCAUUCCUCUUUCCCAAUCUCAGCGAAGCGAAUACGAUGCACAGAGUCAUCCUGCCAUAACUUCAUCAUGUGCCAACGGCAUCUCGCUUGUAGGGGCUCAAUCUCUCAGGACCCGACAUUCCCGUCAGACAGCGCCGACGGCCUACGCAUUUAAACUUGCGCAUUCGUUCUACUUAGCGUAUCUCCCUGGGGCUGGAGCUUUGGGAAGUCAUUGUUCCACUUUCCCUCUCAUGCUCACACUGUCUUAUCUCACUAUGGCUGAGGGCUUGGGGCUUCAGUGCUCAGAGAAACAAAUGAUAGAGAGCAUCUUUGACAUUCCGUUCUUGGGGAGCCAUGUUGGUCAAUUCUCCAGGAAGAUGUGGAAUGCUAUGCCAAGAGAUGAUGCGGGGCUUUAUGAUAGUCAUUCUUACUGGUGGCGACAUGGCUUCCAGGUGACGAAGGAAUGA
Clonostachys rhizophaga is the source of this 1572-nucleotide messenger RNA. The record is from the annotation of a GenBank genome assembly. NCBI's taxonomy places the organism in Eukaryota, Fungi, Ascomycota, Sordariomycetes, Hypocreales, Bionectriaceae.